CCUCGCCCGGUAGCCAUGGCCGCUGGCCCUGCGCCCUCCGGAGGGCGCUCUCGUGAGCAAAUGCCUCACCUGAGCAAGAUGGAGCGGGUGGUCGUGAGUAUGCAGGACCCCGACCACGGCGUGAAUAUGCGGAGCCAGCGACUGCUCAUCACAGUCGUUCCACACGCGGUCACUGGCAACGACAUCAUGGAGUGGCUUAUCCACAAAUACUGCAUCUCAGAGGAGGAGGCCCUGCACCUGGGCACCCUCCUCCUACGUCAUGGCUACCUGUACCCGCUGCAGGACCCUGGCAGCCUCGUGCUCAGGCCGGAUGAAACGCUCUACAGGUUCCAGACACCCUAUUUCUGGACGAGCACCCUGUGGCCAGCUUCUGAGCUCGACUAUGCCAUCUACUUGGCCAAGAAGAACAUCCGAAAGCAUGGGGCCCUUGCCGACCAUGAGAAGGAACAUCAUGGCCAGCUGCACAGGAAGAUCAACCACAUGUGGGACCUGGUAGUGAUGCAGGCCAGAGAACAGCUGCGGGCAGCUAAGCAGCGCAGGAAGGGGGACAGGCUGGUCGUUGCGUGCCAGGAGCAGACGUACUGGCUGGUGCACAGGCCUCCGCCUGGAGUCCCCAGUGUGCUGGAGCAGGCUCCAGAGCGGGGCUCCUGCACUGCCAGGCGAGUGCUGAUGACCAAGAAUGCGGAUUUCUACAAGCGGGAGAUCGAGUGCUGCAGGAGGGCCCUGGGCAGGACGCGGGUGAAGUCCUCUGUCAGCCUCGAGGCGUACCUGAAGUUCAGCAACCAGCACAGGCCACAUGACCCCAUCAUGUCGGGGUGCCUGCCCAGCAACCCCUGGAUCACAGACGAUGACACCUACUGGGCCAUGAACGCACCCCGUGUGGCUGAGCCCACACAGCUCCGUGUGGAGCGCUGGGCCUUCAGCUUCCAGGAGCUCUUACAAGACCCCGUGGGACGGGCCCAUUUCAUGGACUUUCUCAGGAAAGAGUUCAGUGCCGAGAACCUGAGCUUCUGGGAGGCAUGCAAGGAGCUGCGCCAUGGAGGGCAGGCCCAGGUCCCCGCCCUGGUGGACGCCGUGUACCAGCAGUUCCUGGCCCCUGGCGCUGCCCGCUGGGUCAACAUCGACAGCCAGACGAUGGAGCGGACCCUGGAGGGUCUGCGCCGGCCCCACCGCUACGUGCUGGAUGCUGCUCAGCUGCACAUCUAUAUGCUGAUGAAGAAGGACUCCUACCCGAGGUUCCUGAAGUCGGAUAUGUACAAAGCCUUGCUGGCGGAAGCCGUGAUCCCCCCGGAGACGAAGAGACGGGUGUUCCCGUUCAUGUGGAAGCCACGGCGUUCGAGCCCCAGCCCUGCUCUCCUUCCUGCCUCAGCCUCUGGGGAUUGUGCGGCUGCUCCUGGGGGUCCUGGGGGUGGUCCUGGGGAGGCCUAGGUGGGCCUGAGCCUGGAGGAGGAGGUGGACAUCCUCGCCUCCUGCCUCUCACCCGGGGGGCCUGGCAGCUGCUGAACCCCCAGCAUGGGCGUCCCCUUGUGCACAGAGUGUUUUGCCUUCCUGUGGGGCACACGUGUCUCUCUCAGGCUUUCCAGCAAGGACAGGUACAGGGGCUGACUCCCAGGGAGGAAGUGUCAUUGGCUGAGCGUGGGUCACCUGGAGAAAUGUGGGACGGGAUGGGCAAACCAGACCAGGCCACGCUCCUGGCAACCUGUGGUCUUCAGUUUGGCAUUGGGGGCCCACUCCCAUCUCCAGAACCAUGAAAUCGGCUUGCGAGUACCUGGGAGUAAGAUGCACAGACAGGUGGUGUCCGGCAGGUGGCACUUGUCGCCUGGUGAGGAAAUGCAGGCUUCAGGGCCAAUUUACCCACUGCACUUUGCCCAGUACGACCCUACGAGGACCCCACCGAGUUCCCUGAAGUUUGCUGGGGCCGCGCUCAGCCUUCCACCGAGUCCAGAGCCGUUCACACAGGUGCCACCCUGACUUUCACUGUCACUGCAUGUGUCCCAGACCUUGUCCUGAAGAUGUACCUUCAUCUGGUCCUGAGGCUGUGGCUUCUCUGCUAGAGCUGUAGAGUCACCACCCUUCUCACAACCCGUCCUGGUUCACAGCCCUGCCUGGGUGGGUGGGUGGAGCCUUUGGGAAGAGCAGGGACACCAGUGGAAGCCCCACUCUCCCCCAGACUCCGGGUGAAGGGAGC
Messenger RNA from Rhinolophus ferrumequinum (greater horseshoe bat), 2188 nucleotides. RefSeq names its product regulator of G protein signaling 11 (gene RGS11). Lineage: Eukaryota; Metazoa; Chordata; Mammalia; Chiroptera; Rhinolophidae. Gene Ontology annotation, biological process: regulation of G protein-coupled receptor signaling pathway; G protein-coupled receptor signaling pathway; intracellular signal transduction. The record is from RefSeq and is a predicted model, not a curated record. The coding region runs from base 16 to 1428 and encodes 470 amino acids. The transcript is spliced from 17 exons.